AUGAAAACUCGCUGCAUGACAGUUUGCCAAAAUGCCGACAGGUCAGUUGUUGUUUAAGUACAAUAUUGUUUCGUCGGUGUUUAGCUUAGCUGAUUGUACCUUAGAAAAGCAACUCUCGACUCAGGAAAAUUGGUUGUAGGUCUAGUUUCAGCGGGCUCUAAUGGCAUUGCACCAUACGCCGGUUUUUGCAGACAAGAAGGGGAUAAUUUGUGCACUAUGUUUCAUUCAGUUUGUAGUCUAUUCUAUGCGGAAUCCUGUUGUUUAUCGGGCCGCGAAAAAAGUAGUGUUUUGCUAACUAUUUAAGUUGUUAUGUAAGCCUUACCCAGGCGCUCUUUCGCUGCAGCUCACUCAACUUAAAAAUUUCUAGACUGAAAUGACACCGGUUUGAAACUUCGCGAAGUCAGUUAACCGUAUAAAUGUUCUAAAACUUGCGUCAUUCUAAAUUUGGAAUCGUUGGAAUGCUUCUAGGGACCAUUAACGUACUGCCCGGCGUCAUAUAAAGCCUUUUAAUCGGCCUUUGAAUGAGUUUUGUUGUUUUAAAUUGCCAAGUAGUAGAAUGAGUUGAUAUUUUCGCUAACCCGGUUUUCAGAAUUCAGGUAUAAAUAUAAAUUAAAGAAUUAUCACAGCAAAGUCAUGGAUGGAUUCGGAAAAAAACAUUCCUUUUUUUCGUUCAAUAGACUCUCACUCAACUGUUUAAAUGUUCACAGCUCUGCAACACUCGCGUGGCAAAACGGUUCCUCUGAGCGUUUCUGAGCGCUUUAUUGGGGUACAUAAUAGUUGGCAAGACCGCAUGACGUUUUUCGUAUCGCAGGCGCAACCUGGUCUUGGUCGUUGUUAUCUGUGGGCGCUGCUUUGUUUGUGAAUCACUAGGUACGGUGCUUCGUGUUCAGUUGUGUUAAGCAAAAUCAACAUGAAGUCAGUGCUUUUCUUCGCUUUAGGGGUCUUCGCAGUCUUUCAAACAGGUUAGUUUUAAUUAAAGUUUUAAAGGUUUUAAAUAAGAACUCAGUAAUUCUCUAGAACACGUUUUAAAACCAAAUGCGAUAUUCGUAAAUGGCCAAUUUCUGGUAAAAAAUAGCCAUUUCAGCAGUGUUUUUUCCGCAUUUGAUGUAGUAGGCUUAAAAAGAGGUAUUAUCUAGAAUGAAAAUUCAAAAUGUUACCAUGCACAGGACUGGUUCGGUAAUAUAUUCCUUUUUUAAUGCAGAUCGUGCCGAGGGCAGGUGAGGCGAGAGAAAAAAAAAACCGAUUGUCCGUUUUCCAUAAUGAGUUCGUUCUGACCAGGGGGUUCAAAAAUGUCGUUGAGCUGUCAAAAAUCUAUUCACAACUCUGUCCUCUCUGUAAAUUUGAUACAUCCGGUGAUUGAUUUCGCGAGAAAACACAGGGUCCAGAGGAGUUUCGUGUGAAUAAAUCAAUUACUUAUUUAAAGUCUCACCUUGAAAAAUGUCUGUACCUGUCACUUAGCACGAUUAAUUAGCCCAAUGGGAUCUUUAUAAAUCUACUGUAAACGAUUUCUCCGCUUCUUAUCUGACCCAGAUCGACUUUUGAAAAUGAAUGACCGCAAGCCAUAUCCUCGCUGGCGCAAGGCACGUCGCUCGAAGGGUGACCGAAGGGCGACCGAGGCACGAAGUGCCGAGUAAAAGAAAGUAAUAUAUAGAUUUAGCCAAGGCUAAAAGCGAAGCUCACUUUAAUAAAUUAAUAAUUUAAAUAAAACAAUAAACAUUAAUCAGUUAACUUUAAGGUAGAUUCAUGAGACUUUUGAGGGAAAGUGAUUCCUUAGAGAAGAAUAAUUUGACAGUCCAAGAGUGAAACAAAUUUUACAUCGAGUUAAUAGUCUCAUAUGUACACCGAAAAAUAGCAAUCUUCUUCGAUCACAGUAGAUUAGGCCAAGAAAACAAAUUCUUCCCAAACAAAAGAAGUUAAGCCCAGUCACCCAACUACGUAUACACUGCCUUUAUUUUAUAAGGUUAAUUCAUAGUUUCUCCAACCACUCCGUUGGAGAUCGUAGAGACUGUGGAGAUAAUUGGAUAUCUCCGAAACAUAAUUUUAAGCAACACACGAGAGUCGUCGGUUGCAGGCCUAGGGGCCCUGUUGCAGCCAAUUUACACGUUGCAUUCCUCUGUCUAAAUGGAAGGCCAAAAGAGAAAAAAAAAUCAGGCCGGUCUUUUUGUGUUUCGAAAAAGAUUUGUGUUCUACAGGUUUACUCUACAAGUAACUCUUGGCGACAAAUCUGGUGGUGUGUAAACCAGUAUUUUAAAUAUACCUUUUAUCAGCGUUUUUAUACAUAGAAUCUGAUGAAAACAGUGCUAUGCGCGCCUGUGUGCCCGUUUUUGAUCAUACAGACCUCGUUUUUCCUGGCCCUAUUUAAACCUAUAAUUCUGCAGUUUUUCACAAUUUUGCAAGAGAAAUUGCGCUCAUUCAAUAUCCAGGACGAUCGAAGCGCACGCUUCCUUUGAGCAAAAAAUUAUAGAAUUGACCACAUUAUAAAACGUUUUCAUUAAGGGAAUUUUCCAAUAAUACCGGGACUGUUUAGUCGGAAAAAUCUGUUCCUAUGUGAUAUGUAGGGUAAUAAUAAUGGGCUUUUAGUAAGAACGAUCAAAAAAUUGUCAAGCACCAAAUUUGCAGUCCGAGCUGUCGGAGCUGUUUGAAUGAACAUUUAAGCUUCAACUUGAUAGAGAACUUACUAUGUUUAGGUUUUAUUUCCCUUUAUUUAUGGUUUUGUUAUGUGAUAUUUACGCGCAGCAUUAUGAGUACUCCUGCGUGCGAUGUUUUGUUAUAUGUUCGACUGAAAACAACCUGCGCAGCGAUUAAAUUGAGAAAGAGACUGUUAACAAUCAGUAAAAUAAAUAUAACUCGGUGAAACAUGUACACAGACAACAAUUUUCAUUCACGACGAUAAGUUUUGAGAGUAAGUGUCUCUGAAAAUCAUGAGCAUAAGCUCAUAAACUUCAAAAACCUUGCGGAUUUAAGCCGGCUUCCCGGGGUUUACUUCAAGAUUAACCGCGAGGCAAUAAUAUCGCUCAGAGCUUUCUUUUUACAGCCAAAAGCAUAACUCAAUACAUCGCAUUCCUCGCAACGUUUUCUUUGAAUUUGUGGUCAGAAAAUGUUAAGACUUUUUAAAAAUCUGUAAGGUUAUGUCAAAUCUGAUGCUAUUGUAGAUCAUUGUCUUGUGCAUAAACUAGGCGCAGAAACUACGCUCGACUUUAGGAAACCAGAAAAAAAAAAUACAUGAAAUGCAAUAAUAACUCAGGCUUACCAGUCAAGAUGCUCCUGAAGGCCAUCAGAAUCGCUUGAGACUUUUUUGAACCUUCUUUAUAAUUCGCAUCAAGCAAGGGGAAGUGAGUAAAAGCGAUCCAUCCGAAAUCGGAUUUCCGAUGACUUUGACAAGCGGCUCAUUUCUCAACCAAAAACCCAAUAAACAAACUGAGCCAUGAAUAACUUAAGAAUCGUGCUAGCAUCUGUAUUUCAUUUUGUACAUCCAGUAGAAAAAGACAGUUAAAAGCUUCACAACGUUUAUACAAAAAACUCUGUCAGCUUCAGCUUUCAAAGUAAACAAGUUUCAAGAUGCUGCAUAAAUUUUCCUCAUGAACUCACCUGUCAACUUUUGACCAAUCAGAACAUAAAAAUUGGACGUAGAGCGUGACCAACGCGUUACCAUGGUCAGAGAGGUCAAAAGCAACUUCCCUGUCUGUAAAAGCUGGCUGAGUUCUCGCGUCCGAGGUUAGUUUGAAAUUAAAAGUUUUAAUAGUGCGACUCAUAAACACAACUUCCUAUUUCCUAUGCGUUAAAAAAAUUGAACUUGAGCCUGGAUCAUUUGAAAAGUAGUAACUUGUCAGCGGAUAACUUCAAAAAAACUCGAACUAAGUGGGCUGAUACCUGAGCCCGCGAUACGGUCAGGUGAUGAUGGUCAGCGGAUGCUGUAGUUUGACAGCUGUCAAUUGAACUUCAUUAGAAUGGCGAAUUUUCAAAUACGUACUGUUGACUGCGAGUGUUAGUCUGCGGGGUUGUAAUGGAGGGUUAAUGGGGCGAAAUGUCGUGUAUUUGAGCCCACGUUGUUAGUGAUCUGAUAGUGGUCUUCACCUGGCCCAUUUUGACAGCUGUCAAUUGACCUUAAUUUGGCUAGUGCGUAUAACUUUAAACUGACAGCCCUGGCCAAAGUUUCAUUUCAUUUUCAUUUUUAUGUUGGUGUGACAUAUUACAUCAGCUUAUAUGUAGGGAAAACGACUGAUCUUUCAUCUGAGCCCGCGAGAUGGUCAUGUGAUUACUGUCAGCGGAUGUCUGGUUUUGACAGCUGCCAAUUCAUCCUCAUACGAGAAAGCUUACAAAGUGUCAAUUUCUCCAAGAUGUGACAUUUGACAUCAGCUUACAUGAAGUGUGUGUACGGGUGGGCGUACGCUACGUCAUAACCAAAUUUUCUCGGAUGGAUAGUUUACCACAUUUUCUUACCCAUGGUGCUCCGCAAGCGCGCGCUUCGCGCGCGCGAGAGCUCCGCUAAAAGUAUUUUAUUUUAUUAUUUUUUUUAUCUUGCGAGCCCUCAGUCUCUUGGUUUGCGGUCUAUAGAAUGUGUAACGAAACUGUAACGCGAUCAAAAUAACCCAUUUUUUCAGAGGUUUUCGACGGGUUUUGAUGUUCUAACGACAAACCCAUCUCCCCUGGACCCUGUGAGAAAAUAGCGAAAGCAGUCUUAAGCGUUGUUUCCGUGUACAAUGUAGUAUUUCCUGCAAGAUCAAACAUGAGUGGAUGGAAGUGGCAGUGCGCCGAUAAAGCAGACAAAGCCUGUUCCUGCUUCUCGAGGGGGCGAAAGCCGAGCCGAGCGCUUCAGAUAAUUGUAGAAUGUGCAGCUGUUGUUUCAAAACACAGUUCGGCAAUUUUAAGAGUGGAUGGAUAAGCUCUGCAAAUAUAUUUGUUGCCCCUACUAGUACUAGAAAAAGGUGAAACGUUACCAAAAUUGGCCGACCUUCUGAUAAACGAACUUUUCGUUGUCCUCGACGAAGGAGAAUCUUUCUCCACAAAGGUGGUAACUGCGCUGCGAUUCUUUCGCAACUGAACACGCCAACGGACAAUGAAUUCAUCACGGUAGGGUACAUCACAAAUGACUUAUUGCAAACAUAACUUGACAGUUUGCUAAGAGCUUGCAUCAAAAUUAGCCAAUGGGAAUUGCCCGUGGCUGGGAGAAGCGGGCAAUUCGAAUGAUUAUAUCUUUUUCAAAACACACAGUCUGUAUUUUUAGCUUCUCUCCCCAGUCUCGCUCUCCGUUUCCAACUUUUGCUUAACUGUUCGUGCGUACAGUGUACUUGAAUACGCAAAAAUACGGACUGUUUUGCAGUCUGCGCGGAUUUUAACAUGCCGUUUUCAGGCCGUUUGCUUUAGAGUCUCAGGUCGCUUUCCUGAAUAACUAAGCGAUUUUCUUUCUAGUCCGAUAACGUGAUGUUUUCCUGCAAUGUAUAUUCUGUGCCAGCCAUUUUAAAAUUCGGUAGCUUCAGGUUGUCCUUGUUGACUAACUAUGACAAAUAGCUGCAUACCUUUAAAGCCAAAAAGUCAAGCACUUAUUAAUAUUUCGGUAUGUAUUUUUGUAACGGGGAGCACGAAGGCAGACCCGAAAUUUUAAGAUGAUCAAAAUGCUUGCAAUCAUGUCUUGAGCAGAGCUUUCAAUGGUUUUAACAAACCAGACAUUUUCACCCCCAAAAACGGCAACACUUAGUUACGGUCAAUCGAUUCAGUGACGUUAGAGACUUUACUCCUUUAAAGCUAAUAUCUUGUACCUAAGUUUAUAGUUUAUUUUUGUAGAGGAGCGAGGUGUUUGGUAUUGACGUAAAGAGUUAAACUACGGAUACAAUCAAAAAUUGUGUUUACCUAGUACGUGUAUGUUCGUGCCAUUCUGCUUGCAUUCGACAUUUGCAGUUCAGUGUGUUUGAGGCUUGUUUGUUUGUUUGUUUUUGCUUCUUGUUGAAAUUUUCAGCUUAAAUUUUGAACGAUAUGCCCCAAUACUUUUCGGCUCUGUACUUUUUUUGUUGUUUAAGAGCGCAAGAACAGACGUAAAAUUUUGAAUGUUGACUUCGAAGCCAGGUCUACUGCGCAUUUUGCAGCAACUCCUUUGCAUUUUAAAUCAUUUCCUCUUUGAAGAUUUUAUCUUUCGCGUCUUUUUUCAAUAAAGGUAAUUGUAUCAAGAGCUUUGUAACUCCAAAAUUUACAUGUGUCAUAUCUUUUGUUGUCGAGCAAUUGAACUGGAAUGGCGUUUAAGACCUGAAUUUACUGAAACAACCGACGACCAAUGGUUUCUUAGUAACUAAACUUUGAGGGUAAGUCAUUUAAAGUGAAUAUUUUUUUCAUUUAUGAGAACAAUUCUUUGGCCUGAAGCUAAACCUUUGACUGAGAGAAUCCGAGUGCAUUGAGCAGUAAUUAAAACAUUUUACUGAAGAUCGAUUCCCUAACACAUUUCUUUUUAUCUUCAUUAAACCUACCCUCAGCUUUACUUUAGAUCAUAUUAGAAAUAGAAGCCUCGAGAACUCCUCGUGAGGAAUUUAUUGUCUUAAGUACCCUAUGUAAGAACCAGUCUGCGGUUCUUUAAAAAGAAGUCUGCGUAACCCGAUUUUAAUACGGAUUUAUAUUAGCACUUCUGACAAAAAUAAACCUGUAGGCCAUUAGGCGGAUGGCGAUAAUCUGUUAUUAUUGAUCGGAUGUUUCUUUAAAGCCACGGGCGACCGCCUUCAUGGCACGUUAUGUAUGAAUGUCUGUGCGCCGCGAGCUUUCUAAGGAAAUAAUCAUUAUAUAUGGGGUACAUAUCCUCUUUGGUUUGGUUUAGCCUGCCUGUGAAAGGUGACCUCAAAAAAUCAAACAGCCACCGAAUGACUUCAGGUACCAUAUUCUGUAAUUAAGUUAAUUGUGUUUUUAGAUGUGGAUUUAGAGCAAGAAUGCUUUGUGCUAAGAUCUUAAACGGAGCUUAUUCUCAUUUGUUCCACUGA
Molecule: messenger RNA, 6956 nt
Organism: Porites evermanni
Lineage: Eukaryota; Metazoa; Cnidaria; Anthozoa; Scleractinia; Poritidae
Source: the annotation of a GenBank genome assembly